AUGGUGUUAGCAGCAGUCAAAUGGGUGAUAUCAAACAGAACUAUCCGGAAACAUUUAUUUCCAAUUCAAAUUGGAGCUUUAUGUUGUGUUUGUCAUAAAUCUACAUAUUCUUCUCUACCAGAUGACUAUAAUUGCAAAGUAGAGUUUGCUUUGAUAUCGGGUGGCAGGACAAUAGCAUGCUACCACCCUUCUGUGGACAUUCCAUAUGAUCCUCGGCCAGAUCCUGUGCAUAAUAAUGAAGAAACACAUGACCAAGUGCUGAAAACCAGAUUAGAAGAAAAAAAUGAGCAAUUUGAGCAAGGACCCACGAUAGAACAACUUAGCAAAAUGUUCUGUAUUACUAAGCACCGUUGGUAUCCUCGUGGACAGUAUUAUAGACAUCGUAGGAAACUGGAUCCUCCAAAAGACAGAUGA
Messenger RNA from Zalophus californianus (California sea lion), 414 nucleotides. RefSeq names its product 39S ribosomal protein L42, mitochondrial-like. Gene Ontology annotation, cellular component: mitochondrial large ribosomal subunit. The transcript has a single exon. NCBI's taxonomy places the organism in Eukaryota, Metazoa, Chordata, Mammalia, Carnivora, Otariidae. The record is from RefSeq and is a predicted model, not a curated record. The coding region runs from base 1 to 414 and encodes 137 amino acids.